Messenger RNA from Gilbertella persicaria, 243 nucleotides. Its product is annotated as SRF-type transcription factor (DNA-binding and dimerization domain)-domain-containing protein. The record is from RefSeq and is a predicted model, not a curated record. Lineage: Eukaryota; Fungi; Mucoromycota; Mucoromycetes; Mucorales; Choanephoraceae. Gene Ontology annotation, biological process: positive regulation of transcription by RNA polymerase II. Gene Ontology annotation, molecular function: DNA-binding transcription factor activity, RNA polymerase II-specific; protein dimerization activity; RNA polymerase II cis-regulatory region sequence-specific DNA binding. The annotation marks the transcript as partial. The transcript is spliced from 2 exons.
AGAAGAAAGAUCAAGAUUGAAUACAUCAACGACAAAUCAAGAAGACAUAUUACAUUCUCGAAAAGAAAAGCGGGUAUUAUGAAAAAGGCUUAUGAACUCAGUACAUUGACAGGCACACAAGUCUUGUUGUUGGUUGUAUCUGAAACAGGAUUGGUCUAUACGUUUACAACGCCCAAGCUGCAGCCACUUGUAACAAAACCUGAAGGGAAAAGUCUGAUUCAGUCAUGCUUAAAUGCGCCUGAU